AUGCGCUUCGCGAACAUAAAUUUUCUUUUCGGUCAACCGAUUCGCCGAUUUUCUUCAAAGCAAAAAUUGCGUGAUUAUGUUUUUCCUGAAAUUUUGCCAGAACACUGCGAAAAGAAACUAAUAUCAGGAUGGGGUCCAGGAGGUUCACGAGUCAAUGCGCAAAGAAAUGCAGUUAUAUUGAAACAUAUUCCAUCCGGAUUGGUUGUUAAGGUGCAUGAUACAAGAAUGCCAUUCGAAAAUGAAAAGAUUGCAUUUGAAAGGCUUAAAUAUAAAUUGGAUCGUAAAAUAAAUGGUGAAAAUUGCUAUGAAGAACAAUUUAAAAAAUUGGAAAAAGAGCGACAAGAUAACCUGAAACGAAAGAAAGCAUCAGCUCGUAAACGAAAAUUGAAGGUUUCACAAUGA
This is a messenger RNA of Dracunculus medinensis (Guinea worm), 402 nucleotides long. The record is from the annotation of a GenBank genome assembly. NCBI's taxonomy places the organism in Eukaryota, Metazoa, Nematoda, Chromadorea, Rhabditida, Dracunculidae.